Messenger RNA from Protopolystoma xenopodis, 552 nucleotides. NCBI's taxonomy places the organism in Eukaryota, Metazoa, Platyhelminthes, Monogenea, Polystomatidea, Polystomatidae. The record is from the annotation of a GenBank genome assembly.
AUGACCGAAUAUAUAGGCUUUCGGCAGUCAAGAGACACAUACUCUAGAUACGCAUUCUUACGACGCGAGGAGGAACGCAAAGAACAGUUUCUCUUCCACCUUCUCAGCUUAGACGCCGUGGACUAUCACUCUUUCACGCGGAUGUUGACACAUGCUCGACUUACUUAUCGCGUUUAUGUUCAGACAGGUCUAUCAACCGGGUAUACGAUCACUGCGCGCACGGUACGUCUAGCAACAAGUUUAUUGCCAACCCCGCAUUCGUCAUCGUCGUCCACCUCCAAAUCAGCCACGGUAUCUAGUGCUGCAGGCCUUAUCCCAGGCUCGAUUCAAAGUUCGGAUAAUGGGAUUGGCUGGGGGGCUAUGUCAGCUUCUACCGGCUUCUCCACCACUCCAGGCACACCAAGUCUUUUCCGAUCACCGGGUGUCGUCUCUGCGAGGAGUCAUGCAGGUGGCACAGGAUCGGCAGUCGCGGCCUUCAGACAAACGGGAUCGGCAUGUGAAGUAGACGGAAUCGCAGUCAAUCUGGAAGCUGUGAGCGUCCGGUACGCUUAG